Molecule: messenger RNA, 1381 nt
Organism: Perca fluviatilis (European perch)
Lineage: Eukaryota; Metazoa; Chordata; Actinopteri; Perciformes; Percidae
Gene: guca1c
Product: guanylate cyclase activator 1C
Exons: 4
Coding region: 129-698 (189 amino acids)
Molecular function (GO): calcium sensitive guanylate cyclase activator activity; calcium ion binding
Source: RefSeq, a predicted model, not a curated record
GUUGCAUGAGAUUUCAGCCAGACCUCAGUGCUGCCAGUGCUCUGUAGGAACACUGUUCUCUCUCACCUCAAGCUCACCACUCGCUCUCUGCAGGACUCUGGACCCAAAUCAUACCUUUUAGAGGAAUAAUGGGUUCCUAUAACUCCAACCUGGAUGAUAUCAUGGAGGAGGACAUGCACCACUGGUACUCCAAAUUCAUGAGGGAGUCUCCUUCAGGACUUAUAACGCUCUUUGAGCUCAAGACUAUGCUUGACAUGAACGGUAUGACAGAGGAGUCCAGCAGCUAUGUGGAGCAGGUCUUCCUCACCUUUGACAUGGAUGGGGAUGGCUAUAUAGACUUUGUGGAAUACAUCGCAGCAAUAAGUUUAUUACUGAAAGGAGAAAUUAACCAGAAACUAAAGUGGUACUUCAAGCUCUUUGAUCAAGAUGGAAAUGGGAAGAUUGACAAGGAUGAACUGGAGACCAUAUUUAAGGCAAUUCAAGAUAUCACCAGAAAUUACGACGUCCCUCCAGAAGAGAUUGUAACUCUUAUAUAUGAGAAGAUUGAUGUCAACGGAGAAGGUGAGCUGACACUGGAGGAGUUCAUCAGUGGAGCCAAGGAUCAUCCCGACAUCAUGGAAAUGCUCACCAAGAUGAUGGACCUUACCACCGUCCUGGAAAUCAUUCUUAAAGGCCAACAGAAGAAAGAUGUGAAAUGAACUUAGAAACAACGAGCUGGAUUGCGGGGAGAAUUCAGAACUUUUUUGGAGGGUUUUCAGCAUGCAGCAGCGUUGAGGAAACAGUAUAUGUGCUUGAGUGGUGACGAGCCGAGUCCCGUCUCAAACUGCACAGAUUGAACUGAAUGAACUGACUGAGCAGUCCACACAGUAGAUCUCUCUGUGUGUCGCCCGAGGGAAGCAGAGACGUUGUUCUCUUACCUCUGCUUGUGCUCUCACAUUUCUUGAACUGUGGCCCUUCCGUUUUCCAAAAUUUAACAAAUUUUGUUUUACCAGGUGAUGUGUUUGGAAAGUCUCAGUGAAGGGAGACACCCAUCUGCUUUCAGAUUCCCAUCAUGGUUCGAGUAGAUGGUGCAAAGUAAGGUUAAUAAAUGCCUUUGAUUUUGUUUAUUAAGAUCUUACUGAGCAGGAAAUAUUGUAUGGGACUCUUGGUUUACAGAACUGUCACAAGAAGACAACUGCCUAACUCUUAAUGACUGUGUUACAAAACUUAAUUAGAGAAAGCUUCCUAUGCCUAUGUUAACAUGUACAUCUAAAACACUCACUGAGAUUGUCUGUUCUUUGUUUUGUGUUGUUGCUCAUGUAACAUCGAUCUGCAUGAAAACUGCACUGUUGCUUGUAUACAAAUUAGAUGGUAACUGAGUAAACUGACAAUGUAAAACUGA